Molecule: messenger RNA, 876 nt
Organism: Ogataea haglerorum
Lineage: Eukaryota; Fungi; Ascomycota; Pichiomycetes; Pichiales; Pichiaceae
Exons: 1
Coding region: 1-876 (291 amino acids)
Source: RefSeq, a predicted model, not a curated record
AUGCAGCUGCACAAGGAGCAGGAUCAGGAGUCUGCGGCCGAAUCGGCAGCCGAGACGGCGACGCUCGCGUUCUACAACCGGCUGUUCGCGGCGUUCGUGUGCAGCAGCAACACGGGCAAGCUGUACGAGAUGCCCGAGUUUCUGGAGAGCUUCUCGAUCCAGCUGAUGGAGCUGAGCAACCAGGUGCGCACUCUGGUGACGCUCCAGUCGGUGACAGUGAUUCUGAUGAGCUCUUUGGCCAACCGCACGGUACUGCUGCCGGCGAAGCUGCAGAACAGCUUCUUUGCCGACAAGCCCCGGCAACAGCUCGUGGACUUUGGCAAGCUGCUGGUGGAGCUGGACGGGUUUCUGCUGAACUACUUCGAGCACACCGAGUCGAACCGGUUCGGCAACUUCUUCAAGGAGGAGGUGUACAAGAUACUGUGCACCAACGUGUCUGAGCGGCUGCGCGGCCGCGGCUACGACGAAGAUGCCGUGCGGGCCAUUGUGGACAUGAACUUCGAUUUCAAGCACGUGUGCGGGCUCAUAGCCCAGACGGAAAGGGCCAGCAUCGGCAGCACCAAGGUGAACUCGCUGAAAACGAUAUACUGCAACGCCAUCUAUGACAUCAUCCGGCACGGCCGUGUUUUUUCCGCAAAUACGUCAACGAGCGAGCCCGUGCGGCGCGCGUCAGCCGCGGUGGAAAAUAAUUUUCAGCACGAGACGCAUAGAGCGUACGGCAAAUUCUACGCCGUAGACCUCGUGCGCGACAAAAUUGACAAAAUCGUGCGCGACUACUACGCCGUCUUCAACGUCUGUGUCGAGGUGCACCUCCAGAACAUGUGCCUUGUGUUGCGCGAGUUCGAGGAGAUCUGUGCGUUUGAGCGCAGACUGUGA